AAAAUACGGUUCUGAAAGGUGCUGCAGGCAGUGCAUGUGCCAAGGAGAUCAUACUUUGUCGUUUAUUUAUUUUGUAAUGGGCCCAUCUAGCUUGAUUAUAAUCAGCGGUUAAUUUGUGCAAGGCCGCUUAAUUUAUAGCUAACUAGAAAUGUGAAGGGUCAAUUACCAUUCAGAUCAGACGUCGUUAAAUAGAGGUUAGCGGGCUUGGUAGGUCCAUCCAUAGUUACCCAAGUAGUAGUAUACCUAUACCAAAGGAAAGAAGACUGAAACGGCUUCCAAAAUGGGAGAUGAAAAAGUGCAAAUGCGGAAACAGUUAGGGCUCUUAGAGGGGGUGGCAAUAAUAUUGGGGAUCAUAUUUGGCAGUGGUAUUUUUAUAACUCCUAAAGAAGUCUUGGAGAAAACUGGUUCGGUAUGGGGAUCUCUGACUGUGUGGACCCUGUGCGGAGGCAUGGCGACGCUAGGAGCUUUAUCCUAUGCAGAAUUGGGGACUACACUGCUGCAGAGUGGUGGCGACUACCACUACAUUAAUGAAGCCUAUGGACCUUUGCCUGCUUUUCUGUACCUUUGGGACGCUAUCUUCGUAUUUGUGUGAGUAAAUUACUUACUAUCAUGAUCUAUUGUCACAGGUUUAUUCCUUCUAAUGAAAGA
Molecule: messenger RNA, 648 nt
Organism: Ostrinia furnacalis (Asian corn borer)
Lineage: Eukaryota; Metazoa; Arthropoda; Insecta; Lepidoptera; Crambidae
Product: cystine/glutamate transporter-like
Exons: 2
Coding region: 281-592 (103 amino acids)
Biological process (GO): amino acid transmembrane transport
Cellular component (GO): membrane
Molecular function (GO): L-amino acid transmembrane transporter activity
Source: RefSeq, a predicted model, not a curated record